Messenger RNA from Scatophagus argus, 7117 nucleotides. RefSeq names its product mannosidase, alpha, class 1B, member 1b (gene man1b1b). The record is from RefSeq and is a predicted model, not a curated record. NCBI's taxonomy places the organism in Eukaryota, Metazoa, Chordata, Actinopteri, Scatophagidae. Gene Ontology annotation, molecular function: calcium ion binding; mannosyl-oligosaccharide 1,2-alpha-mannosidase activity. Bases 531 to 2468 code for a protein of 645 amino acids. Gene Ontology annotation, biological process: carbohydrate metabolic process; N-glycan processing. Gene Ontology annotation, cellular component: membrane; endoplasmic reticulum. The transcript has 14 exons.
GAUUUCAAGGACGCCACUGAAAGCAGCAUGGGUGCAUCUGAAUCAAAUUUGUUGAUGACAGAGAGCAGCGUGACAACUUAAUCUAUAAUUGGAUGACAUUAGAUGUUUUAACGGUUUGAAAAUGAGAACUACUGGCUGCUUGGCUUUCGGUAUCGGUGAAGUCUUGUAGACAUGAAGAGAUCCCCGAGGCUGUUUCAGUAAGGUUGGGCUAACCGCAGUUGAAACACUGACUGCUGUUAGCCUCACAGUGGUGGAUUAAACUGCACAUCUGACGCUGGAUAUUUUAGUUAGUUAGUUGCCUAUUUUUAAUGUUUUGUGCGUCCAUUAAAUCACCAGUAAAACUUUUUUUAAAUAAUGUUUUUGUUGUUCUAAUAAAGAGCUCGACUAUUUACCCAUGGCGUAUUAGGCCUCAAGCCAUGCCUCGGUCCACAGUUGGGCUGUGAAUCCGUCAAUUCGCUUCUUCGUGUGGGCAAACUAGUUAGCCAUUGCUGCGGGGUUUACCUCUUUUGUGAAAGGUCUGGCUUACAGACAUGCACCCUCCAUCCCAACAGCACUAUGUGUCUAUAAGCUUUGCUGGACAAGAAAGUGGAAAUUACAGUAACAGUAAGCAGUGGAGGAGGCAGUCCUGGUGGAGGAAAUGGAAGCAGCUGUCCAGGCUGCAGCGGAGCCUCAUCCUCUUCAUCCUCGUCCUCCUGUUUAUUUGCGGAAUUGCCUCCUAUCCUGCUAUUACUGAACACCUCAAUGGCCUUACAGAAAAAGAGCACAAGACGGACAGAAACGGCAUCCUGAAGCCUGUCAUCCUACAGGUGCUGCCCGAGCCCAUCAAACAGGCCCAACCACUACUGCCAGAACCAACCUCGCAGAGGAAAUUACCCAAAAAGAGAGGACCACCUGGCCUUCAGAAUCAUCUUCAGAAGAAAGGAAAUGCUUCAGAUGCAGUGGCCAAGGACAAGGCAGCUGACAGCAAGAAAGGAGGGAAGGAGGAGGGCGUUAUCAGCUGGCGUGGGGCAGUGAUUGACACUUACCAAGCCACAGAAGGCACUAAGGAUGAGGAAAACAAUGACGAUUCCCUUGCCAACCAAAAAGCCAAAUCAUCAGAAAAGUCAGCUAGCAGGAUGGAGGCAGUGCGGGAAGCAUUCAGACAUGCGUGGAAGGGCUAUAAAGACUUUGCUUGGGGCCACGACGAGCUCAGGCCCCUCUCCAAGUCCUACAGCGAAUGGUUUGGCCUGGGUUUGACGCUUAUUGAUGCCUUGGAUACCAUGUGGAUCCUGGGACUUAAAGAAGAAUUUGAAGAAGCAAAGGCGUGGGUGGCCACAGAGCUCACAUUCAACAAGAAUGUAGAUGUCAACUUGUUUGAAAGUACCAUCCGCAUCCUGGGAGGUCUGCUGAGUACCUACCAUCUGACCGGAGAUACCCUGUUUCUUGACAAAGCUAAAGACAUCGGCUCUAGGCUGAUGCCCGCCUUCAACACCCCGUCCAAGAUCCCCUACUCUGAUGUGAACAUUGGGAAAGGCACAGCCCACCCCCCUCGCUGGACGUCCGACAGCACUGUGGCAGAGGUUACAAGCAUCCAGCUGGAGUUCAGAGAGCUCACUCGCCUCACCCAGGAACCACAGUACCAGGCUGCAGUGGCUGAGGUUAUGAAACGGGUCCACAAGCUGGACGGAAAGCUGGAUGGUCUUGUGCCGAUGUUCAUAAACACAAACAAUGGACAGUUCACCCAUCAAGGGAUCUACACACUGGGAGCCAGAGCAGACAGCUACUAUGAGUACCUGCUGAAGCAGUGGAUCCAGGGAGGAAUGAAGGAGAGCCAGCUAUUGGAGGACUAUCUGCAGGCAAUAGAGGGUGUAAAGAAAAACCUGUUGCAGAAGUCUUCACCUAAUGGCCUAACAUUUGUUGGAGAGAUCUCACAUGGACAGUUCAGCCCUAAAAUGGACCAUCUAGUGUGUUUCCUGCCAGGCACUCUGGCCCUCGGUGCUCACAAUGGCCUGCCUGCUGAUCACAUGGAUCUGGCCAAACAGCUGAUGGAGACCUGCUACCAGAUGUACGUCCACAUGGAAACCGGCCUCAGUCCAGAGAUCGUCCACUUCAACAUGCAUCAGGGCAGCACCCACGACAUUGACGUAAAGCUUGCAGACAGACACAACCUCCUGCGACCAGAGACGGUGGAGAGUCUCUUCUACUUGUACAGGUUCACCAAGGACCACAAGUACCAGGAGUGGGGCUACGAGAUUCUCCAAAACUUUAACAAGUACACCAAGGUUUCAUCUGGUGGCUACACCUCUAUCAACAAUGUGCGCGACCCAGACUACCCGAGCCCACGAGACAAGAUGGAGAGUUUCUUCCUGGGGGAAACACUGAAAUAUCUGUACCUGCUCUUCUCAGACGAUCCCAACCUCAUCAGCCUAGACCAGUAUGUCUUCAACACUGAAGCUCAUCCCCUGCCAAUAUGGCCUUCCACUGCGUGACACAGGCUCACACGCAAACUCAAAUGAAAUAUAAACUGCAUGUAUAAACACACAUCUCAGGGCUGCUCCAAUACCAGUAUAAUUCCUUGACCUUCUGUCUGUGACGGAAAGUUGUCAAAACAACAAUCCUGAAUACGAAUCACAAAUGGAAAAAGCCUCCUUUUUACCGUUUUAAUCAAUAGUUUGCAGUGCGCUAAUAGCCAUGAAGUAAUGACACGAUCCUAGCUCGGUUUGUGGCUCCGUCUUGGUCAUUUAUGGGUUUUACUGCGUGGAACUCUGCUAGUGACAGGAUUUAUGCUGGAGAAGUAGAGGAAGGUUUUUGUCCUCAUGUCCACCCAGCAUUAAAGAAAGACCUGACUGUGACUUGAAUCAAAGAUGUCUUAAUCACGUAAUGAGGAUGAGGAGGAAUGUCAGGUAGGGCUCAUACAAGAGUUUCAAAGCUGAUACUCAUAUUUUCAAUUGAAAGCUGCUCGUAGCUUAUAUUUUUUCCACUUGCGCAUAUUCUGUGACAAUUUCUAUGUUUGAAAAAAAAAAAGUCCUUGUAAAACUUUGAGGUUUUAUUUUUUAACCCCUGCACUAUAUUCUUAUAAAUUCUGAAACAGCAUUUAUCCCAUUUUGAAACAAAUCCUGCGUGUGCCCCGGUGGGCUGACCACAGUGCUAUCACCGAGUGACAGCAGGCUGGUCGUCUUUGCAGGAUAACAGUCCCUGAACUGAAACCAACCUCUGCCUACUGCACCUGCAAACUUGCUGCUCUGCUGAAAUGUUUGUACAUUGGUGUGACUCCUGCAGGGAUACAAAAAAAAAGCAAAUUCCUCAUCGCAUUGUGUGUAAUAUAGUCAUUAUGUGCUCCAGCUAGAACUAUUGUCAGAUGCCCUUCCUCUUGUGCUGGUAAAAAGCAAACGAAGCUGAAGCUUCAUGACAAGGCAUGGAUGUGCCCUCAGUUCCAUGCUGCAUUCAUGUCAUUUUGGAAAAGUGACUUCACUAUGUGAAAAUACCACUUCAGGUCAGGGAGAAAACAUUGCUUGGAAAGUGUUCACACUCUGCAGCAUCAUGAAUGGAUGACACUCACAAGCAGUGUAAUAGUCAAAAUAUUUUUUCUAGAGGUGGAUGAUAUGAUGAUAUAUAUAUGUAUAUACCCAUAUUUUCUCUUGUCUGGAGGCAGCAUAUACACGAGUUAAAGUACAGAAACAUUAUCAGCUACACAUAUUAACAGUAAAGUCCUCAUGGUUCCAUAUGAAGGAGGGUUCACCAACUGAGUGCAUUUUUUUGCAGCCUGGCAAUCUAAAAUUUGUCCCAGCCCCUUAUAAUGAACAAACCCUUUAACCCGUACAUUCUGUUCAGGUCACAUAGGAUCAGUUUUGACAUUUUGUGCACAUAACAAACAGAAGUCAUAUAGUGUGUUGACAGUGUCAGAAGAUCAGCAUUUAAGAUUACAAGCCUGAUUCCAAACAGUUGAUGCCGUGUAAAACGUAAAUAAAAACAGAAUGCAUUUGUUUGCAGACAAACUGUCUGUACCAACAACAGUUUUGUGACCGUGAGCCUUUCAAGGAUGCCACUUUGAUUACCCAAUCGUGAUCUCCUGUUACCUGUUUCCUGCAACAUUGGUGUGAAUACAUGGCCAUGGCUGGGCUCCAAUCUGUGAGGUGUGAAUGUUGAAAGGUGUGAAGAAUGAUACGUUAGUGAUAAACUACAUAAAACUGAAAUCUGGUAUUUAUAUCUGGCUUAGGGUGAAUUGAAAAGGCAGUUGCUCCUUUCAGCUGUUCCUGUUUAUUCCUGUGUGACAUGAAUGCAGCAUCAGUCUUGUACUUGGGACUCAGAUGACCUUGGUCUCAUUCCAGCUGUUGCCAAGCAGCCAAUUUACUUAAGAACUGUGAAGUUGUUUUGUUUUGGGUUUUUUUGUUGCUGUUGCUGUUGUUGGGUCUUUGAUUUAUUUUUUUAUUGAGCAGCUUUCCAUUUCAACGAAUGUUCCAUUUCUUUCUUCUUUUGUCAUUUUCCUUAUUAAGGUGUAGUGCAUUUGUUUGUUUGUUUUUCAGGUGAGAGAAAUUAAUGAUGAAAUUUUAAAUAUAAAUUUAGCAUAAUAUAUUGAUUUGUAGUGUGUAUUAAAAGGUAUAAUUGCAGCUGUUUUAAUACAGUGAGCUCCCCUUGUGCAUUUUAUUUUAUUUUAUUUUAUUUUUUAUUUUUAUUUUUGUAGUAGCAGCAGCUUCAAAGCAGCUUGCAGUCAUUCCAACAAAUAGAAAAGUGAUUUCAAAAAAGUUGGGAUGCUGUGUAAAAUGUAAAUAAAAACGAAAUGUGAUGAUUUGCAAAUCCUUUUCAGCCUAUAUUCAGAGGAAUACAGGAUAAAGACUAGAUAUUUAAUGUUGACAGUUGAAACCUUUUUUUGUAUAUAUUCACUCAUUCUAAAUUUGGUGCCUGCAAAACAUAGAAAAAAGAAAAAAAAGGUAUGUUUUUACCACUGUGUCCCAUCACCUUUUCUUUUAACAACUUUCUGUAAGUGAAGUUUUGAAAGUGGAAUUCUUUCCCAUUCUUGUUUGACGUACGACUUCAGUUGCCUUCUGUUGUCGUAUUCUUUGCUUCAUAAUACACUUUCAAUGGGAGACACGUCUAGUACCUGCACUGUAGUGCAAAGUUAAAAAGGUUUCCCGUCAUGUCCAUGCAAAUGUACGAGCAGUAACACGUUCCAAACUUGUCUAGGAAUUGUCUGGCAUUGAACUUUGACCAUGUAACAGUCUGGAUGGAUGGCCCUUCUCUUCUUUAGCCUGGAAGAAACAACAUCUAUGAUUACCAAAAAAUGUGGAUAUUUAUUGGUUUUCUGAAGUGUUCCUGAGCCCAUGUUGGUUUUUAAUACAGCAACACCUGAUAUUGAUUGAUGAUGUUAUGCAUUGUGAAUUCCCUACAAUUGGGCAUUGAGAAAUGUUAAACUGUUGGACUGUUUGCCCACUGAACCUUGGCCCAUCGUGGUUUGUGAACAACUGAGCCUUUUGGGGAUGUCUCUUUCAUACCCAGUCAUGAUACUGCUUACCUGUGGAGUGUUCCAAGCUAGUGAUUCCUGAGCAGUGAACAACUCUCUCUUGUUUUGUUUUGUCUUUUGUCGCUUAGGUCCCAACUUGUUUGAAACAUGUUGCUGGCAUCAAAUUCAAAAUGAGUGGAUAAAUCAAGGAAGUUGAUGAGGCAAAACAUUAAAUAUUCAAUUUAUUAUCAAAAAGAUUAGCCAAUUCUCGCAUUUUGUUCUGUUUACAUUUAACAGUGUGUCAACUGUUUUUGAAAUCAGGGAUGUAUUACUUGUUUACAUCAUAGCUAUACUUGUGGAUUUUAAGAACUUCAUGAUUUUUUUUUUUUUUAUUGAUACCAAACUUUUCUGGGUUUUUUUUUUUCUUUUUUGUGUUGUCUCAUGUGUGCCUUUAAUGUUGAUUCUGACAACAUUCAAAAGACAGCUGUUAUCUGUCUGUUAAUGUCCAUUUCUAUUCAUUCAAGCUAUGUUUUCCAUGUGCAUAUAUUGCUGAUUUGCUGCAGCAUAUGUUCAUUAUGAUUGUUGCAGAUUUUACUAUUUUUACAGCUUGUCAGUAAAAUGGGGAUCGCUAUAUUUCCAGCAGUCUCUUUAAGCAUUCACUUGACAUAAUUUUAAUCUUUAGCAGUGUGUGUAUCGAAGUGUGGCUCAUAAGGGCUCUGUGUGAUCCCUCCCUGGAAGUGUUUCAUCAUAAUCCCUGAGCCAAAGAUGUACUGAAAAUCAAAUCAACCCUGUGUGUUUUGGUUUUGUUUUUGUUUAGGGUUUCAACAAUGAAAAAGCCAUUUGUCCAGAGUCACCUCUUGUCAGGAAAAACUAACAAAGCCGAUAUUUUCAUUGCUUUUUGAUGCCAGUUUCAUCAGUGUGGGUUCUGAUGACUGAUAUUUUAAGACUUAAGUCUUCUAUUUUAGGUGCACCAAACGCAGUGCUUUUGAAAGGAGGCUGUACACGGUUGUGACAACACAGAAAUAUUUCAUUCGGGUGUAAUCACAAAUUAAUUUGCAGUGACACAGGAUUGUGCAUUCUGCGACUCUUUAGUCAGAGUGGAAAGACUUAAAUGUCACAUGGAUCACCAUGUAAAUUAUGCAGGUUCUACUCAUCACAUAUCUGAAGAGUGAAAACCCUGGUUCGUGAUCUUAUAUAUUUUUUUUUCCUGGGAUUUAGAGAUGUGUCACUGUGAGAAUAUACACUGCCAUUUUUUUUUUUAAUAACAUUUUGGGUAAAAUGAUCUUAGCCCAUAGAGUGAUUUGGCUUGUUUGACUGGCAUAAAUAUGGACAACCAUGUUGAAACAGUCUGGUCUUGGAAUUACACAGAAAGUGCAUCUGCAGAUACUGUUGAAAUUACAUGUGAAAUAUGGUUAUAGACCAUACCAUGGUCAGAUGAUGUUAAAUUAACUAAAUAGAAGAAAGUCUCUCAGAAGGACUAGUCAUGUGGAAUUUUUGAUAUCUACAUUUCCAGAAACGUCAUACCACAGUUAAGUUAAUGGGUGGUGGGGCAUUGGUUUGAAUUUUUUUUUUUUUUUUUCCUUCAAACUUUCUCAAACAUACAAAAUCUGUUGAUGUCACCUUAAGUAUGAUAAAUGCUGGAUCAGCUGUAAUUUUUGUAAAGAAAACCAGAGAAAUUAAAGAGAUUUUAUUGAACAGAAA